Molecule: messenger RNA, 808 nt
Organism: Zootermopsis nevadensis
Lineage: Eukaryota; Metazoa; Arthropoda; Insecta; Blattodea; Termopsidae
Gene: Bet3
Product: blocked early in transport 3
Biological process (GO): Golgi vesicle transport
Cellular component (GO): TRAPP complex
Source: RefSeq, a predicted model, not a curated record
UAAAACCAUUCUCAGUAUUAUCUGUUUCUCAACAACCCGUUACUCCGUACAGGUUUAUUUAGAAAAUGCACGUCAGAAGACAAAACAUUCCUUCAACCAAUUAACUGUUAAACUAUCUGAGCUAUUGACAGGUAUUGGUGUAUAGAUAUUGGUAAUCCUUGACAAACAGCAUAUGUAAAAUGUCUAGGCAAGGGACACGAUUGGAUUCGAAAAAAGUUAAUUCAGAGUUAUUCACUCUUACGUAUGGUGCUCUAGUUUCACAACUUUUGAAAGACUAUGAAAAUGUGGAUGAUGUUAACAAACAACUUGAAAGAAUGGGAUACAAUAUUGGCAUAAGAUUAAUAGAGGACUUCUUAGCACGAACCAGUUCUGGGCGAUGUUAUGAUUUCAGAGAUACUGCUGAUAAAAUCCAGAUGGGUUUCCGAUUAUUUCUUGGUGUGACUCCUUCAAUAACAAAUUGGAGUCCUGCUGGUGAUGAAUUUUCUCUUCAUUUUGAGACGAACCCCUUAACAGAGUUUGUUGAACUUCCUGACCAUUGCCUAAACCUGAAAUAUGCGAAUGUCUUAACAGGAGUCAUAAGAGGAGCAUGUGAGAUGGUUCAAAUGGAAGUAACAUCGUGGUUUGUACAGGAUCAGCUUAAGGGGGACAAUGUAACAGAACUACGAAUAAAAUUCAUCAAAAGAUUGGAGGAUGCUAUUCCAGCUGGAGAAGACUAAACCAAAACAUUGCAUUCCAUUUAAUUAUUGUAUUAUUCACUGUAUUGUAUUAAAAAAACAUAUAUAUUAUAUUCAUAUUAUGUGAACAUGAA